Molecule: messenger RNA, 309 nt
Organism: Sphenostylis stenocarpa
Lineage: Eukaryota; Viridiplantae; Streptophyta; Magnoliopsida; Fabales; Fabaceae
Source: the annotation of a GenBank genome assembly
AUGUGUGAGCUGGUGGGAGAGGGUUUGAAGAGAGAUGACAUAAAAACAGAGAAAGAAGGAGAUGAUGUGAGGCCACGUGACAAGAAGGAAAUGGAAACGAACCUUGGUUACCUCACCUCUCCACUUCAAACAUUCUUCGCCGACUCUCUCAAAAGCUCUACCACCACGCCAGAACCCGCGCCAGCUUGCGUGCCACACGCAACCAAGCAAAGCAUUCAACCUCCCAAACAGAGCCACCCCUCCCCCAAAGGAAUAACCCCUCCACCACCAACCCUGUUCCUUUAUAACCAUGCACGACCUUAUGCUUAA